ACAUGCACUGAUUUGUUGAAUUUUGGCCCAAUGUAACCAGUAGAAAAGUAACGUGUUAACGAGGCCCUUAGACAUAAGUCGAGUAUCAUCCAGCGUGGUCGGCUUCUUUUUCGUACUUCGUUUCUUUGCAAGACCAGCACAAUGAGGGGCGAAAGAGGCCGUGGUCGUGGACGAUUUGGCUCCAGGGGCGGUGGAGGUGCUGGUUUUAGGCCUUUUGUCCCUCACAUCCCAUUUGAUUUCUAUGUGUGUGAGAUGGCCUUUCCACGUGUGAAACAAACUUCUGAUGAUACCCUCUUGAGUGAGGCCCUGCUGAAAAGGAACCAUGAACUUGCUCCAACUGCAGCAGAACAAGCAUCUAUUCUAUCCCUGGUAACAAAGAUAAACAAUGUAAUUGAAAACCUCAUUGUAGCACCUGGAACAUUUGAAGUUCAAAUCGAAGAAGUUCGUCAGGUGGGCUCUUACAAAAAAGGAACAAUGAUGGCUGGUCACAAUGUGGCAGAUUUGGUGGUUAUCCUGAAGAUUCUUCCAACAUUGGAAGCUGUUGCUGCUUUAGGAAACAAAGUUGUUGAAACUUUACGGACACAAGAUUCAAGUGAAGUUCUCACUAUGUUGACAAAUGACACUGGUUUUGAAAUAAGCUCAUCUGAUGCCACUGUCAAAGUUCUUAUUGCUACUAUCCCACCCAAUCUUCGGAAACUGGAUCCAGAAUUGCACUUGGAUAUAAAGGUUCUGCAGAGUGCUUUGGCUGCCAUUCGCCAUGCUCGUUGGUUUGAAGAGAAUGCAUCUCAUUCCACUGUGAAGGUGUUGAUAAGAUUGCUGAAAGACCUGAGGUUGCGAUUUCCAGGAUUCGAGCCUCUUACUCCUUGGAUAAUUGAUCUUCUGGGUCAUUAUGCAGUAAUGAAUAACCCAUCCAGGCAGCCUCUGUCCCUGAAUGUUGCCUACAGGCGCUGUCUUCAGAUUCUUGCUGCGGGACUUUUCCUUCCGGGUUCAGUUGGAAUCACAGAUCCUUGUGAAAGUGGAAAUUUCAGAGUGCACACAGUCAUGACACUAGAACAGCAGGACAUGGUAUGUUAUACAGCACAGACUCUUGUCAGAAUUCUUUCUCAUGGUGGCUAUAAAAAAAUCUUGGGACUAGACGGCGAUGCUAGCUAUAUUGCUUCAGAAAUGUCUACUUGGGAUAGCGUGAUUGUAACUCCUUCAGAGAAGGCCUAUGAGAAACCUCCAGAAAAGAAGGGAGAUGAAGAAGAAAACUUGGAAGAAGCUGCAGAAGAGGAGGAAGAGAGCAUGGAGACCACUGAAUAAGUCUAAACACACCACCUGAGCACUUCACAGCAUCAGAUUUUUUUUACCCCAAUGACGUGAGGAAUUCCACCCAUCGUACGAGACCCAGAUGGAAGUGCUUCAGUGCAGUAUUGGACCAAACUGAAGGCGCCUUCAAUGUCACUUUUUGUACUUAGGACUGGUUUUAUUUAUGUUCAAGAUGUUUUGUUUACUGCGCAAUAAAUGUUUGUUCCUUUUA
This is a messenger RNA of Protopterus annectens (West African lungfish), 1519 nucleotides long. RefSeq names its product interleukin enhancer binding factor 2 (gene ILF2). NCBI's taxonomy places the organism in Eukaryota, Metazoa, Chordata, Ceratodontiformes, Protopteridae. Bases 142 to 1302 code for a protein of 386 amino acids. The transcript is spliced from 15 exons. The record is from RefSeq and is a predicted model, not a curated record.